Messenger RNA from Callithrix jacchus (white-tufted-ear marmoset), 1422 nucleotides. RefSeq names its product asialoglycoprotein receptor 1 (gene ASGR1). The record is from RefSeq and is a predicted model, not a curated record. NCBI's taxonomy places the organism in Eukaryota, Metazoa, Chordata, Mammalia, Primates, Cebidae.
CCAAAGUCCUGGGCACUGGAGAUGCCAGGUUUGACGUGCUUGGACAUACAGAUACUCAGACACAGAGAUACGGGGGCCCAGGGCCCUCCUAUGGACCCUGCUCACUCCUCUCCCAUUGUCCACGGCUGUCCGCCCACCCCCAUUCUCCAAGCUUCAGCCCCCUUCUUAGCCCGGCAUCUGUACAGUACUGAAGAACCUGGGAGUCAGACCUUGAGACCCUGAGCAAUUCUAGUCCCAGUCAGCCCCCACAUCAACCCCAGCCCCAGCCUUGACUCAGCCCCAGGUCCAGCGCCAGCCCUAUCAUGACCAAGGAGUAUCAAGACCUUCAGCAUCUGGAUAAUGAGGAGAAUGACCAUCAUCAGCUCAGAAAAGGGCCGCCUCCUCCCCAGCCCCUCCUGCGGCGUCUCUGCUCCGGACCUCGCCUCCUCCUGCUCUCCCUGGGCCUCAGCCUCCUGCUGCUGGUGGUUGUCUGUGUGAUCGGAUCCCAAAACUCCCAGCUGCAGGAGGAGUUGCGGGCCCUGAGAGAGACUUUCAGCAACUUCACAGCGAUCACUGAGGCCCAGGUCAAGGGUCUGAGCACCCAGGGAGGCAAUGUGGGGAGAAAGAUGAAGUCCCUGGAAUCCCAGCUGGAGAAACAGCAGAAGGACUUGAGUGAAGAUCACUCCAGCCUGCUGCUCCACGUGAAGCAGUUCGUGUCUGACCUGCGGAGCCUGAGCUGUCAGGUGUUGGCGCUCCAGGGCAAUGGCUCGGAAAGUGCCUGCUGCCCGGUCAACUGGGUGGAGCACGAGCGCAGCUGCUACUGGUUCUCUCGCUCCGGGAAGGCCUGGGCCGAAGCCGACAACUACUGCCGGCUGGAGAACGCGCACCUUGUGGUAGUCACGUCCUGGGAGGAGCAGAAAUUUGUCCAGCAUCACACAGGCCCUGUGAACACCUGGAUGGGCCUCCAUGACCAAAACGGGCCCUGGAAGUGGGUGGACGGGACGGACUAUGAGACGGGCUUCAAGAACUGGAGGCCGGACCAGCCGGACGACUGGUACGGCCAUGGGCUCGGAGGAGGCGAGGACUGUGCCCACUUCACCGCCGCCGACGGCCGCUGGAACGACGACGUGUGCCAGAGGCCUUACCGCUGGGUCUGCGAGGCAGAGCUGGACAAGCCCAGCCAGGAGCCUCCUCUUCCUUAAUUUAUUUCCUCAAUGCCUAGACCUGCCAAAGGUGUCCAGGACUGGGGAUCCGCCCAUCUGGGGGCCUCUUGUGCUUUCUUGGGGCUUUGCAUCUGGGAUUUCAAGGGAAGGGGAAGGAUGGUGUCUGAGAAAUGUUGGUGAUGUUUGGACGGUGGGGAGCUUGAAACCUGGGGCGCCUUCUGCAGUUUGCAGAUUAUCAUUGUCAACUUUUUUUUUUAGAGUAAAAAGAAAUGUACCUAAA